CUCGAGCAUUAAGCAGACUGAAAACAAGAAAACUUAAGCAUCGAAAAGGGUUUACAUGGGCCAGGUCCAUAGCUAAUUUGGGCUAUUUCUUGGGUCUUAUGGGCUAGCCGAGAGCGCAUUUAGUAUUGGGGUUUUGAGCUUUGAUCUUUGAUGCUUUUGCAUUGUUGCUCUCAGUUGAAUCAUGUUUCAUCAACGAAAGCUGAAACCCAAGCUUUACAGAUUUGAUGACUUCGCCUCGAUAUCGCUCUUGUUUUUCAGAACUUGUUCAAUGUACCAAACAGAAAAACCUGUUGCGAGGUCGAGCCGUACACGCUCGAAUAGUAAAAGAUGGUUCAGCUUGCUGCGUGUACCUUUCGAACAGCCUCGUUAACUUGUACGUCAAAUGCGGGGACUUGUUCCACGCCAAACGUGUAUUCGAUAAUAUACAGGACAAGGAUGUUGUCUCAUGGAACUGCCUCAUAAAUGGUUACUCUCAACAGGGUCUAACAGGAUCGUCUCUUGUUAUGGAACUCUUUCAGCGAAUGCGAGCAGAGAAUGUCUUGCCUAAUUCCCACACCUUUGCGGGCGUUUUCACUGCUGCAUCGAGUUUGUCGGAUGUUUUAAGUGGGCUGCAAGCUCAUACGCUUGCAAUUAAAACCGACAGCUUUGGUGAUGUCUUCGUCGGGAGCUCUCUUCUGAAUAUGUACUGUAAAUCGGGUGCUAUGGCUGAGGCUCGUAAGGUGUUUGAUGGAAUGCCGGAAAGGAAUUCGGUUUCUUGGGCUACGAUGAUUUCUGGGUACGCAAUGCAAAGGUCUGCUGUGGAGGCUUUUGAGAUUUUUAAAUUAAUGCGUCUAAAAGAUGAGAAAGAGAAUGAGUAUGCAUUGUCUAGCAUCCUUAGUGCAUUGGCGGAUCCUGAGUUUCUUAGCACCGGUAGUCAAAUACAUUGCCUCACGGUUAAAAAUGGGUUACUGGUGUUUGUAUCUGUUGGCAAUGCUCUUGUUACCAUGUAUGCUAAAUGUGGGAGCUUGGAUGAUGCACUUAAGACAUUUGAAUUAUCAGGUGAUAAAAAUUCGAUUACAUGGUCGGCUAUAAUCACUGGUUAUUCACAAAGUGGGGAUUCCUGUAAGGCUCUCAAGCUUUUCUCGAAUAUGCAUCUUGCCGGCAUCAUACCUAGUAAGUUUACCCUUGUUGGGGUUCUUAAUGCUUGUAGUGAUACAGCUGCCGUUGGAGAAGGAAAGCAAGUUCAUGGUUACUUGUUGAAAUUGGGAUAUGAAUCGCAAGUAUACAUAAUGACGGCUUUGGUUGAUAUGUAUGCAAAAUGCGGCAGUACAUUAGAUGCUCGGAAGGGGUUUGAUUAUUUACAAGAACCUGAUAUGGUCUUAUGGACUUCCAUGAUUGGAGGAUAUGUACAAAAUGGGGAGAACGAAAAUGCAAUGAAUUUGUAUGCUAGAAUGCGGAUUGAGGGGAUUAUGCCCAAUGAGCUCACAAUGGCUAGUAUUCUAAAAGCUUGUUCUUGUCUUGCAGCUUUGGAACAAGGAAAGCAAAUCCAUGCCUGUACCAUUAAGCAUGGAUUUGGUCUGGAAAUCCCAAUCGGAAGUGCCCUUUCAACCAUGUAUGCCAAGUGCGGGAGUCUAGAAGAUGGUAGCAUUGUCUUUAGCAGGAUGCCAAGGAGAGAUAUAGUGUCAUGGAAUGCAAUGAUAUCAGGGCUUGCUCAGAAUGGGCAUGGUAAUGAAGCUCUUGAACUUUUCGAGGAUAUGCAGCUGGAAGGAACCGAGCCAGACUAUGUUACAUUUGUUAACAUUCUUUCAGCUUGUAGUCACAUGGGAUUGGUGAAAAGAGGUCGGGCUUAUUUCGAUAUGAUGUCUGACAAAUUUGGAAUUGUUCCAAGAGUAGAGCAUUAUGCUUGCAUGGUUGAUAUGCUGGGCCGUGCAGGAAAGCUCGAUGAAGCCAAGGAAUUUAUUGAAUCAGCUACCAUAGAUCAUGGCAUGUGUCUAUGGCGUAUUCUAUUAAGUGCUUGCCGGAAUUUCCGGAACUAUGAAUUAGGGGCAUAUGCUGGAGAGAAACUCAUGGAGUUGGGCUCUCAAGAAUCAUCCGCUUAUGUGUUAUUAUCGAGUAUCUAUAUCGCCUUGGGCAGGCUGGAAGAUGUGGAGAGAGUCCGGAGGAUGAUGAGAUUUAGAGGAGUAAAUAAGGAACCUGGAUGCAGCUGGAUUGAACUAAAAGACGGUGUUCACGUGUUCGUCGUCGGAGACCAAAUGCAUCCAGAGAUAAAAAUGAUACGUGAAGAGCUACGAAUCUUAAGCAAGCAAAUUAAGGAUGAAGGUUACCAUCCUCCUGAUUCAGUUUCUGCAAAUACUUGUAAUGAUGAGGAACUAGUCGCUGCUUUUACGUGAUAAUAUAUUUCAUUCUUUGGUCA
Messenger RNA from Gossypium raimondii (Peruvian cotton), 2392 nucleotides. Its product is annotated as pentatricopeptide repeat-containing protein At2g33680. The coding region runs from base 225 to 2369 and encodes 714 amino acids. Gene Ontology annotation, molecular function: RNA binding; protein binding. The record is from RefSeq and is a predicted model, not a curated record. NCBI's taxonomy places the organism in Eukaryota, Viridiplantae, Streptophyta, Magnoliopsida, Malvales, Malvaceae. Gene Ontology annotation, biological process: RNA modification. The transcript has a single exon.